Molecule: messenger RNA, 396 nt
Organism: Pseudocercospora fijiensis CIRAD86
Lineage: Eukaryota; Fungi; Ascomycota; Dothideomycetes; Mycosphaerellales; Mycosphaerellaceae
Exons: 5
Coding region: 1-396 (131 amino acids)
Source: RefSeq, a predicted model, not a curated record
AUGAAGACCAUUAUCUUGGCCGCCCUGGCCCUCUUUGCGACCCAAGGUCUUGCUGCUCCUACGACGAUGAUCGCAAACACCGGCGGGGUUAGUGUUGCUGUCUGCGGUACUGGACAGUGGAGUGGCUGCAAAAAAGCAAAACGAGAUGCCGAGCCACGAAAUGCAGUACUAGAUGUUUUAAGGCCCCGCCCGCAAUCUGGGGAGAAGGUUAAACGUGACGCCGAGCCACGAAAUGCAGUACUAGAUGUUUUAAGGCCCCGCCCGCAAUCUGGGGAGAAGGUUAAACGUGACGCCGAGCCAGAAAAGAUGGUGCUUGUAAAGUCCCCCGGCCCCGGCUCCUCCUCACUUGCUACCUGCGGGCUUCAUCCCGACAGUGGCUGUAGAAAGGCCAAAUGA